AUGCAUUAUGCGCUUGUCAAUGCUGUGAAGCAAUCAGAAUCUGUACAAAUAUGUGGAGACUUUAAGCGUCUCAACAAAUUCAUGGUGGUAGACCAGCACCCGAUUCCACACCUGUCUGAUAUUUUCACUGUUCUCGUGGGAGGGCAAAAAUUCUCUAAGUUAGAUUUGUCAGAUGCGUAUAAUCAAUUGGAACUGGAUUCGGAAAGUCAGAAAAAUUUGGUGAUAAAUACGCACAAAGGCUUAUUCAAAUUUCGUCGAUUACCAGUUGGAGUGAGCUCUGCACCUGCUAUAUUUCAAAGAGUAAUGAAUAAGAUGUUAAAGAAUCUCAAGAAAACUGCUAAUUUCUUUGAUGACAUUUUGGUGACAGGGUCCGAUGAUGAAGAACAUCUGAAAAACUUGUCUGAAGUGUUCAAGCGUAUCAGAGAUCAUGGCCUUCGUUUGAAGGAAGAUAAAUGUUCAUUCUUUCAGCCAUCGGAGCUUACCUCACUACAAGUUCUAGCAAUGUACAAUCAGGAUCAACCGUUGUUCCUAGCAUGUGAUGCUAGUGAAAAAGGACUAGAAGCUUGUAUAUCUCAGCAUAAUGCUGAGGGACAAGAGCAACAACUUCAGAAAUACGUUAGGAAAGAUGCCGUCUUACAAGAAAUCAUUCAAUACAUUCAGGAAGGAUGGCCAGUAGAAUUAUCUAAUGCAAGCGUCAAACCGUAUUCUUCUUGCAAAGAUCAACUUUCAGUUAUUGAUGGAUGCCUUUUGAAGCAUGGAGAUGAAACAAUGCGCAUUGUCGUACCAUCUGCCAUUAGGCAAUUGCUUCUGCUGCAGUUGCAUAGAGCUCAUGUGGGCUCCGCCCGCAUGAGGAAACUGGCUCACCGACAUAUCUGGUGGCCAGGUAUUGACCGUGAUAUUGAUAAAAUGGUACGCAAUUGCGAUGCGUGUGCCUUACACAGAAAUAGUCUUCCAACAGUUCCUCUUCAUCUGUGGGAAUUUCCGGACAGACCUUGGCAAUGUUUCUACCUUCAUUUUGCGGGACCGUUCAAGAAUUUUAUGUGGCUCAUAGUUGUUGAUGCCCAUUCAAAAUGGCCAGAGGAUUUUAAAUUUCAAGUUGGAUCAAGCGGAACAAAGCAAGUAAUAUCGUCAUCAAAACACCUAAUUGCGAGUUUUGGAAUUCCAAAGCAAAUCGUCACCGACAAUGGCCCUCAGUUUGUGGCGAAAGAGUUUCAAGAUUUCUGUAAUCAGCAAGGAAUCUUUCACAGUUUAACACCUCCUUACCACCCUAAAAGUAAUGGACAUCCAGAAAGAUUCAUUCAGCCGUUUAAGAGAGCAGUCCGAAAAGGAUUAGAAACACCAGAAGCAAAUCUGCAAGACGUUGUUACUGACUUUCUCAUGGUAUACAGGAGUACAGAACAUAACACUACUGGGGAGUCUCCAUCCAAACUUCUAUUGGAUAGGGAACUUCGAUGUUCUCUCGAUAUGCUAGCGCCAGAAUUACCUGCCCAUCCAGAUCAGACUAAGCAGUUACUGAAAUGCAAAGUUCAAGAGUGUCAAGAGAGACAAAAGAAAAGACAUGAUCGUACGUCUCAUGAAAGGAAACUCUUUCAAUAA
Corticium candelabrum is the source of this 1596-nucleotide messenger RNA. RefSeq lists its product as uncharacterized. The coding region runs from base 1 to 1596 and encodes 531 amino acids. Gene Ontology annotation, biological process: DNA integration. The record is from RefSeq and is a predicted model, not a curated record. Gene Ontology annotation, molecular function: nucleic acid binding. The transcript has 3 exons. Lineage: Eukaryota; Metazoa; Porifera; Homoscleromorpha; Homosclerophorida; Plakinidae.